Phoenix dactylifera (date palm) is the source of this 4667-nucleotide messenger RNA. RefSeq names its product TSL-kinase interacting protein 1-like. The record is from RefSeq and is a predicted model, not a curated record. Gene Ontology annotation, biological process: pattern specification process. Lineage: Eukaryota; Viridiplantae; Streptophyta; Magnoliopsida; Arecales; Arecaceae. Gene Ontology annotation, cellular component: nucleus. Gene Ontology annotation, molecular function: chromatin binding.
UUUACCUUGUCGGUUAUUUGUUACUGGAUCCAGGGAAUGAUUUUUUUUUAUUUUUUUAAUAAAAUACUUACCAUAUGCUAUUUUCGGAGUAGAUCUAUUUAGAUUGCUGUUUCAUUUGAAUCUGAGCACUGGUUGGUGAAUUACUAUGCUAAUUGUGGCUGUGGGAGAGAAUUUUGCUAGGAAACAUAUUGCAAUUUUGUGCAUCGAGUAAAGACAUCGUAUAUUUAUUGGUGAUACAGAAUUAAAUUUAUUGUAAGUCUCGAAAUGCUAAUUUCAUCUUUUUCAUAGCAUAACAACAUUCAAGCAGUGGCUUUCUUGCUCCAGUAAUUUUUCAAAAAGUAUGCAAUUGAUCUCCACUUUGUCGCUCCUAAACUUAACGUUGGUUCAGGAAACCGAGCAAAAACCUAAGGAUCUACUAAGUUUAUCAUCUACAAAUGUGGGGAAAUUUAUAUUUCUUACUCUAAUAUGUAUGCUAUGAUAUUUUUUCAGAAAACUGAUAAUGACAUGUAAAUAAAAUACUUACUUUGUAGUUCUUAGAGAACAUUGUUGAUCUUUGUAACAAUCCUAUUAGCUUGUUGUUAUGUUUGAUUGUUACACGAAGUGAGAAAUUAACAUGACAUGGAAGAAAGACUGAUCCCCCAAAUAGGCAUGGGGAAACUAUGAUCAUAAUUACUUUCAAAUCCAAUGGAAUCCUAUUUUCUUUGUUAAGCUUCACUUGGGUCCGGUUCAUACAGUUUGUUUUAGUUAGAUGGCAGGAGGAAGAAUCUAUGUUGAAAACAUACCAAGACGACAAGGUUCACUAUAUUUGUAACUAUUUUUAUAACAGCUUUGCUCCAAACUCUUUUGGGCAUAGAGAUGGCAAGGACCAAGUUUUUGGUAAUUUUUAGAGGAAUCCAGUAAUAUUUAGACCGAAACAGUUGAAACAUAUAAACUUUGUGCUUAAAAUGGUCUGAUUAUCGCAUAAGCAGUUUCAUAUUUAAGUAUUGUAGUUUUGCUUCUAUUUUCAAGAUGUAGAGUAAAUGAAGAUGUUUUGGUUGAAACAUUGUCACAUUAUGCUUGCAUUAGAUCUAGUCAACACUCUUCUUAUUCCCGUAGGUGUUUGGUCGAUGAAUUUAGGGUUUACAGAAGCAGAUUCAUAAGGAUAUUAACUUCAGUAUUAUCAAACACAAUUACCUUUUAAGUUUGUUUUCUGCAGAACCUGUUGUGAUGCUAGGUUCCACAAUUUGAGGUAUCUCUGGAGUUGCCAUGGUAUAGCCAUUAUGAAAGAACAAUUACAUGUCUAAACUAUGCCACACAGUUUGAGAUAUCUAUGGAGUUGUCAUUGGUAAGAAGCUGAUUAUUGAUCAUAGAAGCAUUAGACAGGAUCUGGUUGUGGGAUACGUGUGAAGGGUGUAACAACUGGUUUGCUGUGUCAGGGCUCAUCAUUGUGUUACCAUGAAAACUGCUGAUAAACAAUGUAGAAAAACUAUAGGUGCAUGUAAAAAGAGCGGACUUGACUGCACUAAAUCUGGAACGAAGAAAACUGCCAAGAAGAGGCAGAAAGCUACAGCGAAAAACGGUAUGGAAACUACAGGACAACUUUUGCCUUCUCGAAAUCAACCAUCCCCUCUGCAGACGCUGGUUAUGCAAACUAGUGGUCAGACAAAAUUACCAGGAAAUUCCAUGUCUGUGUCUAAACCAUAUCCACAAUGUUCUGGAAAGCUUAAGCUCCAGCUGUUUCCAAUAGAUGAAGUUACUCAAAAAGGGUUGGAGCAGGAUAAACAUAACCCGUACCUGGAACUUAUUUUGCCAACUCGAAAAAAAAUCUCAUCGGUAGUGAAACACCUCGAUGUCAAGUGGGGCAGCUCAGAAUUUGCAUCAGGAGAGCUCAUGAUCUUUCCCUACAAUGCUUGUCUGGACAAUCUAGUCAGUUACAGAAGAUGGACGAUAAAAGAUUCUUAUACUAGUGCUGCUGAUGUGUAUGCUGCUGUUGGUAGCCCUGCCAUAUUCCGUUUAAGAUAUGGCUGGUUCUCCAAUCUUGAGCCAACAAGCUGUGAGAGACCUCUGACAUCUCUCCAUUCUGAAGGCAAUUUACAAACUAAGGAAACUCAAAUUAUCAAUACAACUGAUGAGAAAAUUCCUCAAUGUCCUGCAUCAAGCACAGAAAAUGGUUCGGCGUGUUCUCAUAAUUCAUUAAACCAAGGCAUUGGUUCACCCCCUUCGUUGGACAAAUCAUUUCAAGCAGUGGAUAAAAGUGCCUUCCUCUCAUGGGCUGAUUGUCUAUCUAACGUAAGCAUCGGAACCCUACUAUCUGAAGCAUUGCCUGCACAGAAUUCAAGUCUUCUGCAGAUCCCAAUUACCAAUGAUUCAUUCGAUGCUGCUGUUGCUUCUCUUAUUGCCUGCCACCAAACCAAAAAUCAGUCAGCACAAGCCCUCCAUUCAUCCAUCUGGGAUGCUGAAGAAACAUGUCAUGCUUUUGCAUUCCAAAAGACCACUUCUCCAAACAACAAUAAUCCAGCUUCAUCCAGAGAUGCUCCUAUUGCUGCAUGUACUCACAAUAUCACUUCAAAUUCAGAUAGACCCCAUGAUAUGCUAGUCACUCAGCUGGCGCAUGCACUGCCAGAUGGUAUCCAUCAAGAACCUGCAGCUAAUCUUCAGCUUCACAUAAAGAAUGAUGCAAUUCCAGAAUCCACUCCAGAAGCCACAGCAGGUUUGCUGCCUCAUACCCAGGAUGAUGCUUGUAAAGAACUGAAAACAAGUGCAGAACCCCAAAUAGAAGCUUUAUGCGAUAAGGACUUUGGAAGAGUGGAUAUCUACUGGUCUGAGUCCUCGGGUCCCUCAGGAUGCAUCACCUCUUCCUCUAGACAGAUUGGUGGUGACCGUAUCAAUCUUGGUACAUUGUUCGAGACAAGUCUGGAUGCAUUUCAGAACUUCUCUAUUUUUUGAUACAGAGAAGGUGCUCGCUAUUUGAAGCUGCUUCAGAUGUUUGUGCCCCUUGGCGCGGAAAUUUCAACUAGCUGAGGCCGCGUACCUACUUUGGUUGGUUCACAUGGUUCAGCCUUGUAAAGAACUUCAACCGCAAGUUGUAUGAAGGCCCUUAAACAGAAGGACUUGCUAACGUUUUCUUUUGGUAAUUAAUGCAACCCAAGAACAGCAACAUUUUAGGUUUUGAAAUGACUUUUGGUGAUUGCAGGAGGCCCAUCAUAGAUGCAACAGAUUUGGAGUAUUUAGACCAAUUAACCUCAACCGUUUCUUUCCUGCUGUUUUAGGGUGUGGUGAACAUGCUCCAAGAGUCGUCUGAGCUUUCCUAGUUUUAGGCUGGAAACAGCCGGAAUGGGCUGGGCCUAGGCCAGAAAAUAUUUAGAAAACUUUGGCCUGGCCUGAACCCAAUUGAAUUAUCUCUUUAGGCAGAAAACUGUACUGGCCUGUACCAGCCCAAACCUCCCAAGAAAUUUUAUGAAUGAUAUUCAAAAUAAAUUAGUUAUAAUUCAAUAUUCAGCUGUCAAAUUAAAGUUUAAAUAUAUAAAAAAAAGGAAAACAUCCAUCCAAUUAAACAUGCUAUAAAGUCUAUUGGAGAUUUGAAGUAUUGAACAAGCCUAAAUGAUUGAACCGGGCUAGGUUUGGGCUUAAACUUGGGUCCGGUUCUUCUCUAGUUCCAAGAUUGACCGGAGAAGGCUUGCCCCUCAAUCAAGGCCAUCUCUAGUUCCGAGAUCGGCCGGAGAAAGCUUGCCCCUCAAUCAAGGCCAUCCAUGAUUGGUACAACUGUGAUUAGAUAGGAUCCAUUAUAGAAUAAGGGGCACGCAGAGGGCGGGCCUCAUCCAAUCACAGCCAUCGCACCAAUCACAAACGGCCACUGGUGGGCUUGAAGGUGAUUUUAGCAUGAUUAGUGAUUGGAUACGUGGGAAGGAGUCCUGCACAUUGGCCGGCGAGCAGAGAUUAUAAUUACGACAUCCAUACUGGUUAGCUCUACUAUGACAAAGUUAGCUCCACUAUGACAAUUUGAUUGCAUGUCGUUUCCUUACAUACAAUAAUAAUAAAAAAAAACAAAGAAAGAGCUUGCAUCUUUCAUGACAUGGAAAGGCACUUAAUUCUUCCGUGCAUUGAGUUUACUGGUGAUUCUAAUUAUCAAACCAGUACAGGCGGAUACAGCAAGCUUCUUGCCAGAAACCGGCACUCCAAGAUGUUCCCAGACACCCAUAUGAUUUUUUGUUCCGAGGGAAUUUAUUCCGAGGGCUCAAGCAAGAAUUUUUGACAUACUGCGAUCCAAAUCGGUGAGACUAAAAUAGCUGAUCUUAGACAACUUGGCCAGUCAUUGAAAAAUUCUAUCAAACAACUCUUAAGCAUUCUGGUAGACUUGCUUUAUCAACUAAACGGACACCACAGAUUAGAUUAUCAAAUAUUAUGCACCAAACCAAUGCCUCACAAAACAUAUCUCCACUAAUGGAUUUUUGUUCUUGCACCAAACAAAAGCUUAACAAAACUUAUCACCACUAAUGGAUUUUUGUUCCUGUCAUUGAAACUAUAAAAACAUGAGCACAAAUAUAGAAAUCAGCAUUUCAUAUAACAAAAUAGCUGUAUAAAUAAUAGCUCAAGAUCAUACAUUUGCCAGGACUUGAACCUAGAUCUGUUGCUUAUAAAGCAGCUGUCUUACCAUUAGACCACAAAUGUUCAAUGAAAAAAAUAAAAAA